Messenger RNA from Myxozyma melibiosi, 1892 nucleotides. RefSeq names its product serine/threonine kinase 16. Gene Ontology annotation, molecular function: transmembrane transporter activity. Bases 88 to 1734 code for a protein of 548 amino acids. Gene Ontology annotation, biological process: transmembrane transport. Gene Ontology annotation, cellular component: plasma membrane. The transcript is spliced from 3 exons. The record is from RefSeq and is a predicted model, not a curated record. NCBI's taxonomy places the organism in Eukaryota, Fungi, Ascomycota, Lipomycetes, Lipomycetales, Lipomycetaceae.
AGCAAUAAUGGCCGGCCGGUUUUCUCAGAAUGCAAGCUUGCUAAAAAUCUCGUCUUGUUGUCUGUACAUCACUUAUAGAUAGCAGUCAUGCCUUUCGGAAUCUUAGAAGACACCUUGCUCGAGGACAUCCCGGGAACUGCCAACCUCAAUGACCAGGCUGAUGCCGCAGUUUUGUACGCACAUCUUCCCCCGGGCAUGUUGAAGCAUGGCAAGGGCCGCCACUCCCAUAUCAUUCUCGUGCCCCAGCCGUCUGAUGAUCCAAAUGAUCCUCUCAACUGGCCGCAAUGGAAGAAGGACGGAAUCCUCUUCAUCGUCGGCAUGUCUGCCGCUGUCGUCGGGGCCUUCGGCCCUAUGAUGUCUCCCGGUUUCGUUGAGAUUGCUGCUGAUCUCGACGUCUCUGUCAACAAACUCUCCCAGACCACGUCAUGGCUCACACUCACUAUCGGUCUCUCGCUCAUCGUCCUCAACCCGCUCGCAAAAAUGUACGGCAAGCGCCCAAUGUACAUCUUUGCUAUCGCCGUUAUGUUCGCCAGCAGUGUCUGGGGCGGAGCCUCGACGUCGUUCAACUCGCUUCUCGGCAGCCGUAUCUUUUCCGGAUUUGGAAUGGCUCCGUAUGAAGUUCUCGUGCAGUGUACUCUCAACGACAUGUACUUUGUGCACGAGAAGGGAACCCGAGUAGCCGUCUGGAAUUUGUUCUUGCUCUGUGGUAUCUCUGGCGGUAGCUUGGUCAGUGGUUACAUCAUUGAAGAUCUCACCUGGAAGUGGACUUUCUGGUUCUGUGCAAUCAUCUUUGGUGUGCUGAUGUUUGCCGUCGUCUUCUUUGUACCCGAGACUACCUACAACCGCAAGGAGAUUGACUACACGCUCGAGACGGAGUUGCAGGAGGAGAAGCUCCAUGGCGAGCACAUCGAGAAGGCCGACGAGUCUCGUCUCGAGGCCGAGGCUGUCCCUGUUGAGGAGCGCAUGAAGCAGUACAAGAAGCACACUUACUGGCAGAGUCUGCGGGUCUACACUGGUAGAUACUCCAAGGCGUCGCUGCCGCGCAUUGCUGCUCGUACUCUUAUCAUCUUCUCUUACCCUGCUGUUCUGUGGGCGUUCCUGAUGUACGGUACCACCGUCACCUGGAUUGUCGCGUUCAGUGUCGUCAACGCUAGUAUCUUCACUAUCGAGCCUUACAACUUUAGCAUCUCGCAGACUGGACUGAUUGGUCUCUCUCCGUUGGUUCUCGUGAUCAUUGGUGAGGCUAUCUCUGGUCCUCUGAACGAUUAUAUCUGUUUGCAUCUGGCAAAGAAAAACAAGGGAAUCUACGAGUCCGAGUUCCGUCUUGUGCUGAUCAUCCCGGUCAUGAUCAUCGGUGCUGCCGGAUUCUUUGGCUUUGGAGCCGCUGUACAUUAUCAAACCCACUGGACUGGGCCUGUGUUGACCUACGGUCUUGCAAAUAUGUCGCUUUCGUUUGCGAGUGGAUGCGUGUUUGGAUACGUUAUGGACUCGCAUCCUAAGCUUUCCGAGGAAGCUUUUGUGGCCAUCAACCUGCGCAACUUGCUAACCUUUGGCCUCACCUACUUUAUCAACGACUGGAUCUUGGACGACGGCGUUUUGUUUGUUUUCUGUAUUCUCGGAAUGCUUUUCCUUGUUGUGUGUCUCAUGACCAUCCCGUUGUGGAUUUUCGGCAAGAAGGCUAGAAGUCUGAUUGCGCGGAAUAAGUGGUUGAAUGAGUUUAUGAGCGACGAGUAGUAGCAUCACGGAGUUUAGUUUCAUUGAUUGGUUUAGGCUCGUUUGUUUGUUGUAUUUGCUGGACACUUGAAUAUACAGUGAUACAGGUUUAUUUGUAUUUCAUAUAUAGUAUCAAAUUCAUUUCUGUUAACUUAUCUAAACACAGCUGACUAUCUACG